Messenger RNA from Olea europaea var. sylvestris, 828 nucleotides. Its product is annotated as nuclear pore complex protein NUP50B-like. The annotation marks the transcript as partial. The record is from RefSeq and is a predicted model, not a curated record. Gene Ontology annotation, cellular component: nuclear pore. The transcript has a single exon. Lineage: Eukaryota; Viridiplantae; Streptophyta; Magnoliopsida; Lamiales; Oleaceae.
UGUGAUUUUUGUUUUCUGUUUUUAAGUGCAGAGACCACCUCCUUCUUGCUUGUGGGGGGAAGCAACCUUUCCUGCAAGUUUGUUUUGUUAAUCUGCAAUGGGGGAUGAAGUAAACAGUUUUCAAACUUCCAAAAAGAGGGCUGCUGGAGUGCAGCUAUCUGGAGAUAACCCUGGUCUCGAUGAUGAUGAAACCUCUGAAACAGAAACAGGAAGUUUCAAGAGGGCUAGUGAUGAGGUUCUUGCAAGUAGAAGAAUAGUGAAAGUUCGUCGCAAUCAGAUGUCAACCCCAUCAGUCCCUACCUCAGCCCCUUCUUCUAACCCAUUUGCUGCGAUCCGUCUGGUUACUCCUGCUUCUGCUGCUUCGGAAAAUGCUGAAGAGAGUGGGGUUGUGAGCAAGGAAGCCAAACAAAUUGACAAGGAAAAUAACAAAUCCAAGAACAAGGUUGAUGAGCCAAAGGAUGAAUCAACUGGAGGGGAGGGAAAAACUGAUGUCAAGAAUGAGAAUGCCAAGCAAUCUGAAAGUGAAGUUGAGGAGUCAAAGGUUGAAUUAAAUACUGAGAAGGUUGAAACUGAUGAUGUCAGUGAGUUAAACAAAACUAAUUCUGCUCUUGAGAAAGCAGAAGGUGAGAAGUCAAGUGACGAAGACAAGAAAUCUACAGAAAGCUUGAUCAUCGAGAAUGAAGUCGGAAAAGAUGCAGAAGGUGAGAAAACUGAUGAAAAUGGUACUGGUGAUAAAAAUAUUGCAACAGGUGCUGAUAGUUCACCCUUCAGCUCAUUUCAGCAACUUUCAAGUAGCCAAAAUGCUUUCAUCGGACUUACUGGAACUGG